Molecule: messenger RNA, 2765 nt
Organism: Actinia tenebrosa (Australian red waratah sea anemone)
Lineage: Eukaryota; Metazoa; Cnidaria; Anthozoa; Actiniaria; Actiniidae
Biological process (GO): protein phosphorylation
Molecular function (GO): protein serine/threonine kinase activity; ATP binding
Source: RefSeq, a predicted model, not a curated record
UGCAUGCGCAUUGUAKAGCGAAGGCCGUUGAGAUCUCAAGGAAAGUUUCCCUCUAUUUAACUGUGUUCUCUUCUGUUGUUCCGCCAUUUUUGAUAAGUUCGGAGCGUUUCGUUCAGUUUUUGAGCUUACCUGGGAAGGGAAGCCGUCAGGCUAUCCUGGCUCUUCUUUUUCGACUCCGUAGUGUUGGAUUUUUGUGAGAAAACCAGCCUAAUAUCGAGAGCUUAGCUAAAAUUUUCUCUUACGUGAAUGGCAAUUUCUAAUUAGUUGGCCGUGAAAGUCGUUUAUAGCAAUGGAYGGCCUUUUCCUUAUUCGUCUUCAUAUACACGGAAGAUUAUUGGGAAAAUAUUGGUCUACUGAUUCACAGGUUUGAAUUAGAGGAUUCAUCUUUAAUCGUGGUAAAAAAAAGAAAAAUGUAGAAAGCGAUAAAGAAGUUUGUUAUGGAAAUUGUUCACUUUCCUGUGGUACAUGCUACGUACAAUGGCGCCAACCUAACUGAAAAAUAUUAAACUUUAACCAUUUACCCAUGGAAGCUACAAACGAGAAGGUGGAUCGAGAAGGAGAAGAAAAGACAGUGAAAAAGCAGGUGAAAUUUGYCGAAGAAUCGGCAGACGAAGUAGGAACUAAUGGCAGUAGUUCUGUGCAAAAUGCAGUGGAUGGUCCGGUCCACACGUCGGUGGGUAAGGGCGAUAGUCGUGAACGACUUCGUGAAGGGGACGACAAGGCAGUUAGUCAAAGCCCUGAUGGACGUUUUCUUAAGUUCGACUUCGAACUAGGACGAGGUUCUUUCAAGACUGUUUAUAAAGGAUUGGAUACMGAGACUGGAGUAGCGGUAGCGUGGUGCGAAUUACAGGACAAAUACUCGAAAUCAGAGCGAGCAAGAUUCAGGGAAGAGGCCGARAUGUUGAAACAACUUAAACACCCGAACAUCGUAAAGUUUCACGAUUUUUGGGAAAAUAGACAGACCAGUAARGACAAAAAGAAAGUCAUUCUUAUCACAGAACUGAUGACUUCUGGGACUCUGAAAACUUAUCUCAAGAGGUUCAAAGGAGUGAAAGAAAAGAUCCUCAAAAGUUGGUGUAGACAGAUUUUGAAAGGACUGCARUUUUUACAUACACGGACACCCCCAAUUAUCCACAGGGAUUUAAAGUGCGACAACAUCUUCAUUAAUGGGACAACAGGGUUGGUAAAAAUUGGUGACCUUGGACUAGCAACUUUAAAAAAGUCUUCUUUUGCAAAGAGUGUCAUAGAUAAAGGUGUCAAACCUGAAUGUCUUGAGAAAGUGAUGUCUAAAGAUGUUAGAGAAAUUAUCAAUGGCUGUACACAUCCCAAGAAGGAAUCGAGAUACAAGAUUCAUGAUCUGCUGAUUCAUCCAUUCUUUCAAGAGAACAUUGGUGUAAAAGUUGAGGUGACCGGUUCUGAAUAUGACCAAUCAGGUGGCCUUAUUAAACUCCAGCUACAUCUAGAAGACCCUAAAAAACGCAAAGAAAAGCACAAGGCAAACGAAGCUAUACAAUUUGAUUUCCACCUGGAUAACGAUGACCCAACACAAGUUGCAUCUGAGAUGGUGAAAGCCAAUAAGCAAGCUAGAAGAUGGUCUGAGAGUGUCUCCAGUAGAUUAUACAAACCAACCAGUCAACCCAAAGGAUCCAGAGCAGGCUUUGCCAGCUACAAGUGAYUCGGGAUUACCUACCAGUAGUCCAGAAGCAUCAUUGAUGCAUUCAUCAUCCACAUCCUCUGUCUCCUCUUAUGCUUCCAUUGCAUCUGGAGGGGAAUCCACUGUCUCUCAAUCUGCAGCAGGCGAGAAGAAAGACAAACUCCCAAAGGGAGUCAAGAAAGAGCGCUUACCUAAAAUCCAGUUAAGAAAGAUUGAGAAAACGGCUGAGGGGGUUGUGGUUGAGUGUACCUUUGAUACAUACAAGAGUAACAGGAUUACUUUCCGUUUUGAUGUGAAUGUUGAUCAUCCAGAAGAUAUUGCUAAUAACAUGAUUAAAGCGGCCCAUUUACAAGAAAAAAACAAGCAGCUAUUUGGGGAUCAUUUGAGAAGAGUCAUAGUAGAAUCCAACAAGAUCCUGGAGGCCUCUAGCAGUCAAAGUGGUUCAGAGAUCAUCAUUGACAAGGCAAUUCUAGAUUCUCCGUGGUCUUCAGAAAACAUAGCUUCUCAAGCAUCACAGUUGCCAACRUCAGUGACUCUUGGACAGUCUCAGGGAACUGGAAGUCCAAAGAAUAAAGAGGGAGGGUACUUUGAUGAGGCACCUGAUGUUUUUGCUAAGCCUAAAGAAGGAGCUUCUUCUCCUGACACAAGUAGAAAAAAUGUUCCAGCACUAGAACAACAAGUAGGCGAGAAAAAGUUAACACCCAAAGCCGAAGGUGCAGGAGAACCAGUAAAAGUGGAAGCCAGUGCUCCAGACAAAUCUAAGGAGCCUGUUGGCAACAAACCUGAGGAUACCACAACUACAGCUAAACCUGCAGAAACCAAAGAAGAAGCCAAGGAAAAGCAAAAAGAAACAGCAGCACCCUUGACUAAAGAGGGCAAACCAGAAGGUGUCCCAUCACCAUCACAAGAGGCUUCGACUAGACAAGAUCCAACACUUGACAAUAAAGAAAAAACUGUCCCCAAGGUUCCUGUACAGGAGCAACCCAAGCCUGUUGUACUGAACCAGCCUGUAGAACCAAAGGAAAUGUUGACAGAGAAACAGCCUGACAUGAAACCUGAGAUUCCAACCUCUAAGGUUCCAGUGAAGGAGAAACCCAAGCCUGUUGUUCUU